Molecule: messenger RNA, 1531 nt
Organism: Calidris pugnax (ruff)
Lineage: Eukaryota; Metazoa; Chordata; Aves; Charadriiformes; Scolopacidae
Gene: TTLL9
Product: tubulin tyrosine ligase like 9
Biological process (GO): microtubule cytoskeleton organization; protein polyglutamylation
Cellular component (GO): cilium
Molecular function (GO): tubulin-glutamic acid ligase activity; tubulin binding
Source: RefSeq, a predicted model, not a curated record
AUGGGGACGGGCGCGGCCUGGAGGGCGCAGGCCCCGGAGCAGGCCCAGGCCCCGGAGGCGGCGGCGGCCGCAGCGCAAGAUAAACAGGGGGUAACGGCCCGGAACGGGAUGUCCGAGGGGCUCACGCUGAGUCAGAGGAACUGCUUAGUGAAGAAUCUGAAGAGGUUUCAGAAGCAGUUAGAAGGAGAAGCAGGAAAGCUUGAGGCAACAAAAAGUGCCUUUAUUCCAAAGACCUUCAGAAUGCCUGAGUAUCAUUUAUUUGUGGAAGAAUUUCGCAAGAAUCCUGGCAUCACUUGGAUUCUGAAACCAGUAAGUAUGUCACAAGGUGAAGGAAUUUGGUGUUGAAGGAAGGUGUUCUGAAAACUGAAGGAUACCAUUGAUUACAUCCCACUGAAGGCCUGGUUAUCCAGAGGUGAAUUUGCUUGCUUUUCUAAGAUGUGAUUUACUCUGAAUAGCAGAGAUGAUCACUGUAUCCUACCUGUCUGUGUGUGCCAUGAAGAAGGCUGUCUGCACAUCUAUGAGACUGAGCUUUUUGACUUUAAACCUAAUAACUUUCUGUGUUCGAGAGUGAUGGCGGAUAGUGUUGAACUUCCCAUUUUAUGGGCUGUUCCCUCUAUAAAUCUCUCUUAUCUGUAUGGGAAGGAGAAUCUUUGCAGUACCCUGAUAGAAGGUAAGAUGCUGGUUGCUGUUAGGGAACUUCAGAAGGUGAUUAGCAGUGACAAACACUGCUUUGACUAUGACAUCCUGAUCCAUCAGGAUCUAAAGUCUUUACUGUUGUCGCAUCUCCUCUGCUGGCUUCUGGAGGUGAAUGCUUCACCCUCCCUCACUGCCAGUAGCCAGGAAGACUGGAAACUCAAGUGUCAUCUUUUCAAAGACACACUUCAUAUUGUGGCCAGGGAGAGCAGGCUUGGGGAAGGGGGGAAGGAGAAGCAUGUUGGAGGCUUUGACUUGAUGGGGAAGGAUGGGAGUGUCAGCAGAGGGGAAGACCUGGGUUCUCCAGUGAAUGAGAACAUCAUGACAAAUACACAUUUAGGGUGCCCUGCUCGAGCCCUUAAGCUCUCUGCACACCAGCAAGAGGAGAGCACACACCUUGCACUCAAAACCAAAAGGUGUGUGAGCUCUUACAGGGUUAAGAAACCAAAAGGAGCAAAUGCUUUCCAAAAGUGGAUGUAAGUGCCCAGGCUGCAGCAGCACUGUUGAAAACAAGCAUGUAAAUGUAGUGGGAACAGUUUUGUUCAUAGUCCUGCUUUUCAAGCGUCAAGUCACAGCAGGCUGCUUCAUAUGCCAGCUCUGCUGCAAAAACUGUUCUACAGUCACUGUGGUGACUGGUUACUGGGCACUUUCCUGAGUCUAGUUGUCUACCUUGCUUUUGGGAAGUAGUACUCGGACUCUGAAGUCAUACCUCUGAGGCUGACAUGUAUUGUAACUUUAUUUUGCCGUACACAGCUCAGUGUGCCUGCGAUCAUCUCUGGCUGUAGUUUCUAACUAAAAACACAAGUAUAGCUUCACCUGAAAGUAGGACAUCACCUCA